Molecule: messenger RNA, 423 nt
Organism: Penicillium bovifimosum
Lineage: Eukaryota; Fungi; Ascomycota; Eurotiomycetes; Eurotiales; Aspergillaceae
Exons: 1
Coding region: 1-423 (140 amino acids)
Source: RefSeq, a predicted model, not a curated record
AUGAGCCAACGUCACCUCCAUAAUGCAUCCCAGCUUACGGAGCACGAACUAUGGGAACAAAACUCGGAUUAUGCCCCAACUCCUGGCUAUUGUGGCAGCCCCUACGCAGCGCUAUCUACCUUGAGCCCCUCCCCUUCGAUCGUAGCUGAGAAUGGCAUCGAGCCCUCCAGUCCAUCUGGCUCACGCAUUCCCAAAUUUGUUCAGCUUUGUGAAUGGGAAGAUGGAAAAUCCUACGAUGAAGACCCGCCAACGUGUAUCCACUACCGCAUAGAGUGGCGAGUGACCGUCAAUAAUAGGGAGGUGUCAAAGGACACAGAGGAAGAUGUCGUUUUGGCACCCAGCGCCUUCUGGCAGCUGUCAUUGGAGAAGAAGCUAGAGAAAGCUCUUCUGGAAAACUGCUCGCCAUCGCCAAUUGAGACCUGA